AUGUCUGAUGAACAAACCAAGGUCAAACAGGAAAAUAAGUUUCCAACUGACAAUGAAACUGCUCUGCUGCAGUCAAUGAAUUCCAACACUGAUUUUAGAUCGGAUGGUCAAAACAUUAGCAACAAUGCUAAUAUUGAAAACAAUAAAUCGUCUUCAACAACAGCAGCAGCAGCAGCAGCAGCAGCAGCCACAACUGCAAAACCUACAAUUGCUGGUCAAUCAGAUUCCAAUGAUUCGACACAGCUUGAUACUGAAAACAAAGAUCCGAGCAAAGAAACCCCUCCACCACCACCAACAGCAAAUACAACAGCAACAGCAAAAGCCAGUUCAGGGAACAGCAAGGCUGAAAAACCAAAGGCGUUUACUAUCAAAUACAAAAGACCAAGAGGAUCCAGAGCGUGUACUGUUUGUCGAUCACGAAAAGUAAGAUGCGAUGCAGAAAUUCACAUUCCUUGCACAAACUGUAUCACGUUUGGAUGCGAUUGUGUCUUGCCAGAAGUUAAGAAAAGAGGAAACCAGUCGGGUGAAUCUAAAGCAAAGAAACAGAAGCUAGCAGCAGCAGCAGCCGCCGCAGCCGCAGCAGCAGCAGCCGCCGCAGCCGCAGCAGCAACAGAGACCUCAUCAACAACUCCAGUCUCUGCUUCAUAUACCGAUGAGACAAAAGCUAAAGUUAAAGCUAAAAUUAGAACAAGCAAAGAAGGCAAUACCAACCGAAAGAUAAAUGGCGGAGAGGAUACAACUACAAAAUCAGCUUUUCAGCAGUCGCCUAUUUCAUCAACAACGCCAGCAUUUGCAACAAAUAAAUCUCCGGAAUUGACAAAAACAAAGAAGGAACUGUUUACCGCAACACCAGAAAAGCAAUUGCUCCCUGAACCACCAACUCAACCUAGAACUCAAGCUGCCAAUCACAACCAUUAUAACCACCACAACCACCACAACCACCACAAUCACCAACACCAUACCCACCACAACCAGAAUAGCCAUAAACUGCCUAUUCAUAGCGAACCAAUUUUAAACAUAUCGCAAGUGAGUAUCCCUCCCUCUUUGACAUCUACAUAUAAGAACAGACCUUCAAUGCACAAAAAAGAAUUGAUGAGCUCCAAAAGCAAACCGUCAAUGACUUUUCUUGGCUCGUCCUCGGUAGGUGUAAUUCCUCAAAAUGCUGGAGAAAACCACGUUCAGUUGACCGAAGACAUUUUUGAUGUCUCGGACACGGGGCUUGAUUCAGUGGAGUUGGAGAUUUUAAAAUUGAGAGGGGCUUUUCUACUUCCCAGUAAAGAGCUAGCAAUGGACCUUAUCAAUGCCUACUUCCAGCACGUCCAUCCAUUGAUGCCCGUGAUUAAUAGAAGUUUGUUUAUGAAAAAAUUUAAUGAUCCAAACGAUAACCCGAGCUUGAUGGUGUUGCAUGCAGUGCUAUUAUGCGGUAGUAGAGUCUCCAAGAAUCCAUUACUACUCGACUCUAAUGGAUCCACAAACUUGGCUAGUUUGACUUUUUUCAGAAGAGCAAAGGCUCUAUACGAGAUGAAUUAUGAAAGUGAUCCCGUUUCAAUCAUACAAACGGUCAUUCUAAUUGGUUCGUAUUGGGAUGGGCCAGAGGAUGUGACCAAAAACUCAUUCUAUUGGACUAGAGUAGCAGUGGGUUUAGCUCAAGGUUUUGGAUUUCAACGCGAUGUUACCGAGUCCAAAAAUUUAACAAUCUCGGAAAAAAGACUAUGGAGGAAAAUAUGGUGGUGUCUAUUUGAAAAAGACCGCAAUGUUGCUAUUGCCUUUGGUAGACCCGUAGUGAUUGAUCUAAGCGAUUGUGAUGUCCCAAUGUUAUCAUUAGAGGACUUUGAUGAAACAGAUCCCGAAUUGGGCAUCACAGAGCCAUAUCCAGUAAACGAAACACAUGCAUUGUACUUUAUCCAUUUAAUCAAAUUGGCUGAGAUAACGGGUAUCAUCAUUAAGCACCAGUACAGCGUUAAACUGGAAAUGACUAAAAGAAGAAAUGCAUUCUCCAUUAUUGAGCAUUGUGACAUGUUGAUGGGUAUUUGGUUUACGAAUUUGCCCCCUCAGUUGUCUUUUUCCCUUGCAGAUAGCUCAUCACAAAAUUUCUAUGCAUGUUUAUUAAAUGCUCAAUAUUACAAUAGAUUGUUUUUGAUCCAUAGAUCAAACUUGAUCAGAAUGGCCAAAUCAUCUUCAACAAAUCCGAAUAAUUACAAGUAUCCAAGUUGGGGUAUUAGUUUCCAAUCAGCCAGAAUGAUUUCGAUAAUUUCCAAAAUCUUGUUGGAUAGAGACUUGCUAAAAUACGUGCCAACAAUGUACGUCUACAUUGCUUUCAGUGCGCUUAUCAUGCUUAUAUAUCACGUUGAUUCGAACAAUGCGGUAAUUGCAUCCACCGCCAGCGACUCCUUAUUUGUCUCGCGCUCGGUUUUGAAGAAACUUUCCUUGUACUGGCCAAUUGCUGGUGUAUUGAUCAAACUUUUUGAUAAAUAUGCCAACGACAAGAUGAAGCGUGCAAGUGUUAUUGAAAAUGGUUCCAGAAUGGCUGAUUACCAGGAAAAAGUUGCCAAUGAAAAGCAGGGUAUGGGUCAAACAGGAUUGUAUGAUAAUAUGGACACGCGUGGAUAUUCUCAAGCUUUGCAACCUCAACCACUCCUUCCAAAUCACCAACAAAAUCAACAAAGCCCCCAACAACAAAAUACUCAACAGAAUACUCAGCAAAACCUUCAACAUCGCUCCUUUGUUCAGCAGCAACAACAACAACAUAUUUCCCAAAUCCAGCAAAGACAUUCGCCCGUCAAUGCCAAGUACUCUCCCGGAUCAACAACUUCGGGCAUCUCACCAGGUGGGAACUCAUAUAAUGAUUACCAAAACCCACAACCUCUUCCAGUACCACCUGUUGCAGCACCAAUUCCCUCUUCUGCCUCAGCUAUGUCAUCAUCAGGUAUCGCUGCUGCCGGACCGUCUUUGUCUCCAAAUACCGUACCACAACUGCACUCUCGAGCUCCAAUUCCACCGCAUACAUACUCCAAUGUUCCAUCUGUUUCACCUCGUAUAAGCAACUCAAGAACGCCACAAAUAGAGCAAUUGAUACAACAAUAUAAGGUCCCCAUGAAGAAAGCCAAGGACGAGGAGAGAAAUGGUGGGAGUGGAGGUAUAGGCGACGGUAAUGGGAAAGGAGAAGUAGGAAGAAGAGAGAAUGAGAACAAGACGAAUGAUACAUCUCCAUCAUCAUCAUCGAUGAAAUCAUUUCCUGAUAUAUCGUUGGUCACGGAGAAUAUUCCUAAUAAGCAGACAUUUUUUGAAAAUUUUGAGCCAACGCAAUUGUUUCCUACAUUUAGUAUCCCUCCAACGAGAGCACAGUCUCCAAGUGCCGAAGGAGCAUCUGGGUUGCAAAACGCUACGUCUGCAGUAACUUCACAAGUCAAGGAUCCACAUGAUGCAAACAUCCCUCCCAACGAACAAGCUUCCCAAUCCAAUCAAUUCAACCAACCUGCUCAAGAGGAUGGUUUAUUGAAUUCCGGAACCAGUGGAUUACAGACUAAUUUCGUGGACUCUUCAUAUAUAAAUAUGAACUUGCAAUCUGGUAUUGAUAUGAACGACGACUUUAGCUCUUUUUUCAAUUUUAUAAAUUGA
Lodderomyces elongisporus is the source of this 3618-nucleotide messenger RNA. RefSeq names its product Ctf1p (gene CTF1). Gene Ontology annotation, molecular function: zinc ion binding; DNA binding; DNA-binding transcription factor activity, RNA polymerase II-specific. The coding region runs from base 1 to 3618 and encodes 1205 amino acids. Lineage: Eukaryota; Fungi; Ascomycota; Pichiomycetes; Serinales; Debaryomycetaceae. The transcript has a single exon. Gene Ontology annotation, biological process: DNA-templated transcription; regulation of DNA-templated transcription. The record is from RefSeq and is a predicted model, not a curated record.